Polypterus senegalus (gray bichir) is the source of this 621-nucleotide messenger RNA. RefSeq names its product clarin-3. The transcript is spliced from 3 exons. The coding region runs from base 1 to 525 and encodes 174 amino acids. The record is from RefSeq and is a predicted model, not a curated record. NCBI's taxonomy places the organism in Eukaryota, Metazoa, Chordata, Cladistia, Polypteriformes, Polypteridae.
AUGCCUUCUACUAGAAAACAAAUGAUGUUCCUUUUAGGUUCACUGGGCAGCUUGGCUGCUCUUUUGAUAGUGUCUUCAUCUCUGGCUACACAAGAUUGGAUUGCAAGUGAAAUAGAUUGCAAGAACAACAGCGACCCUGGGACUGGAAAAUUGGAAAUGAGCUUUGGACUUUUUACUGGCAAUGGGGAGCGAUCAUCAUGCCCUUAUUUUGCUGACAAAUUUUCAAUUUCAGUAUUAAAGGUAGUGAAUAAAGGAACCACUUCGGGACCCCUUCAUGCCUUAGUUGUCACCUUCUUGGCUGUCAGUCUCUUCUGUUCAUUGUGCAGUUUUGGGACUAGUGCAUACAAUAUCUUCAGCAACCCUUAUGAGACUUACUUAGGACCCAUAGGGGUUUAUGUGUGGAGCUCAAUAAGUGACCAAAAGAAGAAAAAUAAUAUCCAUACCUUACUUCCGGAUCCCAAGAUGGCCGCUCAAAUGUCACUUCCGGCAUCCUCUGAUGACAACGCUUCUGGCUCAAUCCAAUGACGGUACUUCUGGUCUCCAGAAGAUGAUGUCACUUCCUCCAUCACAUCACUUCUGGUUACUUUUGACGACGUCGUAUCCGUCCACCAUUUUGUCACU